AUGGGACAAGGAUUUGAAGGAGACACAUCAUUAUACAUGUUACAAACAAUGGUUAAUUUAUCUGAAUUUGAUAUUGAGUUUGUAUGUAGAAUGGUACAUUCACAUGAAGUAAUGGAAUUUUUAACAGGAAUUAUGAAAAUGAGGUAUGGUGAUUUUCAAAAAUUUGUAUUACAAUUUAUUAGUAAUUGUCAUGACAAAUAUCCUGAUACUUAUAGUUAUAUUUCUAAUUUAUAUGAAUCUACUAUUGACGUGUGUUGGCAGGCAUCAAAUGCAAUAAUUAUUCAAAUGUUUUCAUUUAUUAAUUCUGUAUUAAUAACACCAAAAUACACUGAAAGUGCUAUUCAAGUUAUUAGAAAUAAUGAGAGAUUUAUUUCUUUUUUAAUUACAUCAACAGCUAAUCAAAAUGUAGAAGCUGCAUUUUUUUCAAUUGAGUUAAUGAAUUUUAUGUUGAUGGCUAAGAAAGAUGAUUUUAAUUUAAUUCAAGAAUUCCAAAGAAAAGGAAUAAUAAUUCAUGUCCUUUCCGCUUUAACAAGACCUUCAGUACAAGAAAACCCUAAUAUAGUUUCUGAUUUACUUGAUAUUAUUAUCGUUUGUAUGUCUUAUGAAAUAACCAAUGAAUCAAAUAAUAUGGUUGGAGAGAAUUUUGACUUUUCGCCUAUACAAGACUUCGAAGAAAAAGAUGGAAAAGAAGUCAUUGACACUAUUUGUUUAUUAUUCCCUGAAUUUGACAAUAAAGUUAACAUAAUUAAACAAAUUGUUUUUUCUAAAAGAAAUGAUGUAUCGAAUCAUCUUUAA
Messenger RNA from Entamoeba dispar SAW760, 795 nucleotides. RefSeq lists its product as uncharacterized. NCBI's taxonomy places the organism in Eukaryota, Evosea, Mastigamoebida, Endamoebidae. Bases 1 to 795 code for a protein of 264 amino acids. The transcript is spliced from 2 exons. The record is from RefSeq and is a predicted model, not a curated record.